This is a messenger RNA of Eutrema salsugineum, 497 nucleotides long. Its product is annotated as major pollen allergen Ole e 10. The transcript has a single exon. Lineage: Eukaryota; Viridiplantae; Streptophyta; Magnoliopsida; Brassicales; Brassicaceae. The record is from RefSeq and is a predicted model, not a curated record. The coding region runs from base 39 to 371 and encodes 110 amino acids.
UCCUAACUACUUAAAUAAUCUAUAUUUUUAUUUGUAAAAUGUCGACGCAGCUUUUGACGCUCCUUGUCCUCCUAUCUGCUGCGGCGAUCCAGCACCUCCCCGUCGCGACAUGCAACGAAUGGUGCGUGGCGUUGCCUGCUUCCACAAAAGAGCAGUUACAAGCCAACAUUGACUUCGGUUGCAGACAAGUCCACUGUACAGCGAUCCAACCCGGAGGAAGUUGCUAUUACCCUAAUACUUUAGUAGACCAUGCGUCCUUUGUCAUGAACUCUUAUUACCAGAGCCAUGAUCGCACCGCGGAUGCUUGUAGCUUCAACAAUUCCGGUUUUUUGACUUCUUCCGACCCAAGUAAUGGCCCAUGUGUCUACUAAACUUAUUUUAAUAAGACCUACCUCUUCAUAAAACAAUUUAAUUGCGUUUGUGAUAUUUGUUGUAAUAAUGGGUUUUGUUUUCGUAUUCCAAACUAAAAUUAAUUCAUAUAUUGGAUGUUAUUCAAA